CGGAGGACGCAGCCGCUGGCCUCAGAGCAGGGGGCAGGUCCGGAGGCGGAGGAGCUCCAGGUGUCGUCGCUGCUGUUGUACCUCACAGAGCCAGAAAACAGGCUUCCUCCAUCCAUCUGUCCCUCUCUCGGCGAAGACAUCAGCACCAUGUUCAUCGAGGUGCUGCUUGGCCUUGUGAUCGCAGGAUUGAUCUUUAUCCUGGUUCAGAGGAGCAAGACUCAGGUUCUGAAGACGGAGGAUGGUUGGUGGGGGGUCGGAGCGCCCCCAGAUGACGGGGAGGACUUAACCAUCCGUCCGUACAGAGUCAGCACCAGCGACAAAGAGCUGGAGGACCUGUACAUGAGGAUAGACCAGACGCGCCCCAUUCCCUCUCUGGAGGACAGCCAGUUUAAUUACGGCUUCAACUCCCAGUACCUGCAGAAAGUGGUGUCAUACUGGAGAAAUGACUUUGACUGGAGGAGACAAGUGGACAAACUCAAUCAGUACCCCCACUUCAAAACCAACAUCGAAGGCAUUGAUGUCCAUUAUGUGCAUGUGAAGCCCAAGAACCUACCGGAGGGAACCAGCACUAUUCCACUGAUAAUGGUCCAUGGCUGGCCCGGCUCCUUCUAUGAGUUUUAUGGGAUGAUUCCUUUGCUGACGGAGCCAUCGGAUGCAGACGACCUUGUGUUUGAGGUGGUGUGUCCCUCCAUACCAGGCUAUGGCUUUUCUGAAGCCCCACAGAAGAAAGGUUUUGACUCGGUGUGCGCGGCCCGUAUUUUCCAUAAACUGAUGAAGCGUCUGGGAUUCCAGCAGUUCUACGCUCAUGGAGGAGACUGGGGCUGGCUGGUCACCACCAACAUGGCUCAGAUGGAGCCCAAGAUAGUUAAAGGCCUGCACCUGAACUUUGCUCCUCCCUCCAAGCCGGGGCUGCCCAUGGUUUUGUCCAUCAUGCUCGGCCGCCGCUUCCCCAAGCUGUUUGGCUUCACUGACAUAGAUGUUAAGCGCCUCUACCCUUGCAUGGAGAAACUGGUGGUGGAGACCAUGAAAGAGUCUGGCUACAUGCACAUUCAGGCCACCAAACCUGACACUGUGGGGCGAGGACUGAAUGACUCCCCAGUUGGUCUGGCUGCCUACAUUAUGGAGAAGUUCUCCACAUGGACCAACCACGACUUUAGGAACCUGGAGGAUGGAGGACUGACCAGGAAUUUCUCUCUGGAUGACCUGCUGACGAACGUGAUGAUCUACUGGACCUCUGGCUGCAUCAUCUCAUCCAUGAGGUUCUACAAGGAAAAUUUUGGCUUUGACCAGCCUCACGCUAAGAUGCCCGUGCAUGUGCCCACUGGUUAUGCCUGCUUCCCCAAUGAGCUGAUGCACACACCCAAGCUGUGGGUUGAACAGAAGUAUCGUAAACUCAAGACCUUCACACUAAUGGCCCGUGGUGGCCAUUUUGCUGCCAUGGAGGAGCCCCAGCUAAUGGCCCAGGACCUCCAGAACUUCACCAAGGCAGUGGAGAGGAAGAAAUAGGCACAUGUUUGAGUGAUGAAUGAACAGAUCGAUGAAUAUAUGGAUGAUGGAUGCUUUGGUUAAUCAGUGGAUUGUGAGUGGAUUGUUGGAUGGACUGAAAUUGUCCAUUGUGAUUAUGGGUGAAGACUUGUUUGAUGUGUUUCUUUAUGAAGUGUGAUUGAGUAAACAAUGUUGCUCUCCCAGUGAAAUUUCUAAGCACAUUACCUAAAAUGUGGACCAGUGUUAGUAUUUGAAUAAGUGAUACGAUCUCCCACAAUGGAGGCCGGUAGAUUCCCCAGAAAGACCAAAACCCCUGUAAAACCCUGAGAUGAGUGCAUUUUUUCUCACCGUUUAAAACUUGAAUUAUCAGAAUUACAGAAAAAUGCAAACAAAUGGAACUUGUUGCCUGUAGACAAAUCAUGGCAACUCUUGUGUUUCAGAGUUGUAGUCCCAUCUGAGCAUUCUAACAGGUCGGGGGUUGAGGCUUUUAAUAGAUUACCUAGACUAUAUUCACAGGGUCAUUAGAUGAAUUUUUCUAAUGUGAGAAAAUAUUUCUCACCUAUAGAUUUAAUGGCAAUUUAAAAAAAAAAAAAAGAUGGAUGCCUUUCCUAUAAAAUAAUCAGUAUUUGCAGUGUUUAAGCUUAAUUCAGUUACUAAUCAAGUGGAAUAAUUUGAAAUUGAAAAAUAAAAAUCAUAUUAGUUGGCGUCAAAGUUAAGAGAAAUCCCUGCAGUAGGGGUCACAAGGAGGCAUCAUGUUGUGGAGGGCCACGAGCUGAAAGGGUCAGGAAUCAGUGCCAUGGACUCUCCAGCAUCCAUUCACUCUCUCUGUUGCUUUUGUUUGAGUGCUUGGCUUCCUUUAAAGUUGCCUCAACCUUGUAGUCUUGCAUCUAGUUUACCCCAGAUGGGAGGUCAGGGAGCGCUUGGUAUUGUUGUGAUGACAGCGUAGAGAAUGUGCCAGACAUUCCUCUUCCUGAUAACACCGCCACGCUCCUGCCACAUGAUCGCCUUGUACCUAAAUAAUUGCAAAUCAAAUGUUUUUUUGCUCUGUCAUUUCAAUGCAUGAAGUGGCCUUGUGUCCUCUGUAUAUUACCAUUUCAAACCCAUUUCAAACCCUUUUCGAGUUUUCAGAAAUGCAUUAUGUUUUUUUUUUUUUUUUUUUUUUUCAAUCCUGGAUAAACCAUUUACAUCCAUGAAACAGAACACCACUGUGUUACUGAAGCCACAGUUGUGUUUGAUGAUAUUUAAGCUGAAGCUUUGUAAAUUAUCAGUUAUCUACAGAACCAAAUAAUUUUAUAUAAAUCACAAUGUUUCUCAUUUAGGAGCUGCGAUUUGGUGUUUCAAAAGACUUCCGGUGGCUGGGGGCUGAAGUUACAACUAUGUGAAUGAUUGUGAUGCAAUUUCAAAAAGCAGCUGUUGGCACCAGUUUACACACAUCUUUUUCAUACUCAGUACUGCGAUAUUUAGUACUUGUAACAUACUUCUUAAGCUUUAGAGUGAAAGUGAGACUAGCAACUCUGAAGAGAAACUGGAAUGAUGAUCGAUACUCAUUAUAAUGUCAUCUAUGCUAUCAUCAAGUUAAUUAGACAAAUAUUCUGUGAAAAUGGUAAAUCAACCAGUUGAGAGACUGGAUAACAAUUGAUUAAUCAGGUAUAGAGAUUUUUUCCCUCAUACAUUAAUGGCAAUUUUUUUAUAUUGAAUGUUUACCCUGUAAUACUUUUAAUUCAGCUACUGAGAUUUUUGUGACUAAUUUGAAGUGAGCUACUGAAAUACUGUUUUCACUGACAAUCCCAGCAGUAUCUGAUGUUACAUUUUUGAUUUGUAAUUCAGGAUUUUCACUAUUGCAGUGAUUGAUAUGAUUCCAAGAUGACCUAAAUGGCAGGUCAAAUUGUAUUUUGAAUACCGACAUAAUAUCCUGACAUUAUUUUUUGACCAAAUAAAGUUGAUGUUGAGCAUUGA
Myripristis murdjan (pinecone soldierfish) is the source of this 3441-nucleotide messenger RNA. RefSeq names its product epoxide hydrolase 1, microsomal (xenobiotic) (gene ephx1). NCBI's taxonomy places the organism in Eukaryota, Metazoa, Chordata, Actinopteri, Holocentriformes, Holocentridae. Bases 148 to 1506 code for a protein of 452 amino acids. Gene Ontology annotation, molecular function: epoxide hydrolase activity. Gene Ontology annotation, biological process: epoxide metabolic process. The record is from RefSeq and is a predicted model, not a curated record. The transcript has 9 exons.